Molecule: messenger RNA, 2070 nt
Organism: Diplodia corticola
Lineage: Eukaryota; Fungi; Ascomycota; Dothideomycetes; Botryosphaeriales; Botryosphaeriaceae
Product: ring finger protein
Exons: 1
Coding region: 1-2070 (689 amino acids)
Source: RefSeq, a predicted model, not a curated record
AUGCUGUCCGGUCUCCCCUUUCGCGCAUCCCUGCGCUCUCGCCAACCCCGGCCUGAGCCUGCUGAUACGCCCACGGCUCGCCGGACCCAGAGCCUCAGCCCGCUUGCCCUCGCCGCCUUCGACCCGAACCAUCCGGCCGUCGAGCCCGACGACCCGGAUACAAGCUUGCUCAAUGCCCAGCUCCAUGUCCUCACCACCGUCUUCCCAGACGUCCAGCCCGAGGUCUUUCGCGAGAUGCUGAACAGCUUCUCCGAGGAGAGCCGCGUCGAGGUCGUCACCGAAGCCAUGCUCAGGCAGCCCGACCGCUGGGUGCGCGGCCGCCAUCGUGCCGAGCCGCUCGACCAGGACCCCACCGCCGCCGCACCGCUCGCCCGCCGCACAUCGGACCAAGACGCCCGGCUGCCCAUGGAGGAGAGAUUUCGGAGCGAGUCGUACAAACUGGCGGUCCGGGGAGCUUUGUAUCAAGAGUUCAAGGGCCUGAGUCACUCGGCCAUCCGCGCCGUGCUGGCCGAGUGCAACUAUUCCUACACUCAAGCUCGCCCGACCCUACUAGAGCUCGUUUCCAAGUCGUGGAUGUUCUCAGUCACCAGCUUCUUCACCCGCCGGAAGCCGCCGUCUGCCCAGGAUCACCCGCUCGUUGUCUGGCAUAAUCCGGACCCGAGGACUGGUGGGGCUCUUGUGCCGCGGCUGGUGCUGACCAAGAGCGCGGAGCUGAACAAGGAGUUGUACGACUCACUUAUCGCCCCACUGCUGGCCAAGCAGAAUGAGGAGAGAAUGGCCCAGGAUCGAGCUCUUGCCGAGCAGCUCAACGAGGAACAAGCCGAGGCUGCCGACGAAAUUUACGACUGCGAGUGCUGCUUCACCCCCGGCGCUUUUGAGCAAAUGUCGUCGUGCGACCAGAACAACCACUGGAUAUGCUUCCGCUGCAUUCGUUUCUCUAUGAACGAGGCGUUGUUCGGACAGGGCUGGGCUCGCAGUGUGGACACGGACAAGCUGACGCUGAACUGCAUCGCUCCUGUGUCCCACGGCCAAUGCCAUGGAUGUCUCCCACAACACUCCGUCCAGCGCGCUCUCGCCGAAGAACGUGAUGGCGAGACCACUUUCCGCAGGUUCGAAGAGCGGGUCGUGUCGGACUCGCUGCGCAAGACCGGCCUUCCUCUGAUCAGAUGUCCCUUUUGCGCCUACGCCGAGGUGGACGAUGUCACGCCGCCGCUCCUCUCCUGGAGGCCGUGCUCCAGCCGCCUCCUCGGCCUCUGGUUCCUCUCCGUCGGGCCCUACUUGUACAUCAAGCCCAUCCACCUCCUCUCCCAGUUCCUCUCCCUCUUCCCCUUCUUCGUCCUCCUCAACUACCUCCUCAACUUCUUCCUCCUACCCACGCCCUUCCGCAUCGACCCGCUCUCCCCGCUCCGCGCCUCAUACCAGCGCGUCGCCCGCCGCCGCCGCGGCCUCCGCUUCACGUGCGCAGCGCCAGCGUGCGGGCGGGCGUCGUGCCUCGAGUGCCACAAGGCGUGGCGCGACCCGCACGUGUGCCACGAGUCGGCGCUGGCGUCGCUGCGGACGCACGUGGAGAACGCGGUGUCCAACGCGGUCAAGCGCACGUGCCCGCGGUGCAACAUGUCGUUCCUCAAGAGCGGCGGCUGCAACAAGCUCGUCUGCCCGUGCGGCUACACCAUGUGCUACGUCUGCCGCCGCCGCGUCACGGCCGAGGAAGGCUACAACCAUUUCUGCAACCACUUCCGCCUCACCAACCCGGGCGUCAACAACCCGUGCGACCGCUGCGACAAGUGCUCGCUCUACGCCGACGAGGACGUCGAGGCCGUCGUGCGCCGCGCCGCCGUGCAGGCCGAGCGCGAGUGGAAGUUGAAGAAGAUGCAGAAGCAGCGGCAGGCUGACGGAGUGGGCGGCGGCGGCGACGACGCCGCGGCCGUUGCGGGCUUGAGCGUGCAGCAGGCGGCGCUGCUGGGGCACCGCGCGAAUGGGCAGAGGCGGCAGCAGGAGAUUGUCAGCGUGGGCGGGGCCAAUGAGUGGGAGCAGUGGCUGGACUGGGUGACGGAUUUUGUUAUGCCGUAG